This is a messenger RNA of Amphibalanus amphitrite, 2286 nucleotides long. Its product is annotated as histone-lysine N-methyltransferase PRDM9-like. The transcript is spliced from 6 exons. Lineage: Eukaryota; Metazoa; Arthropoda; Thecostraca; Balanomorpha; Balanidae. The coding region runs from base 1 to 1236 and encodes 411 amino acids. Gene Ontology annotation, molecular function: histone methyltransferase activity; protein binding. Gene Ontology annotation, cellular component: nucleus. The record is from RefSeq and is a predicted model, not a curated record.
AUGUUUUUAAGUAAGCUACAGCUCGAGCUACCGUUCAUUAUUUUCUCUCAUCUUGCCGUCCCGUUCGACUCUGGCGAUCCUGAGAGAGACAUCAAGACCCGUCCCGAGUUCCUCAACCCGGGCCGGUCCAAAAUCCCCGGAGCCAACACCGGCAUUUGGACGGAGAAGGACCUGCCGGCGCGGCUGAGGUUCGGACCCUACGAGGGUAUCGUCACCGCCGACCGACGCCAGGCCACCGACUCGGGCUACAGCUGGGAGAUCAAAAAGUGUCGCCGCGUGCACCACUACGUGAACGCCGGCGACUCGAGCUCCAGCAACUGGCUGCGGCUGGUCAACUGUGCCCGCUUCGAGCAGGAGCAGAACCUGAUCGCAUUCCAGUACAAGGGCCAGAUGUACUACAGGACGUACAAGCCGAUUGUGAAGGGCUCCGAGCUGCUGGUCUACUACGGAGACGCCUACGCCCGGGAGCUCAACAUCAACGUGCAGACGUUCAGGAAGGCUCCGGCCGCCGCCCCGCCGCCAGCAGCCUUCGUGUCAGGUGGCUCCACGGUCCGCUGCGUCCACUGCGACUACGCCUGUCUGGGACAGGAGCGGCUGGACAGGCAUGUGAAGACACGGCACGGUCACAUCGGCAGGAACGGACGGUACAAGUGUGAGUGGUGUGAGUACUCGACGAACGAUGUGCGUAAUUUGAGUCGCCAUCGCCUCACCCACACGGGGGAGCGGCCACACCGCUGUGACGAGUGCGGCAGGACGUUUACUCAGCUCAGUCAACUGACCACUCACCGCCGUACACACACCAGCCAGAGACCGUACGUGUGUGACGUCUGUGGGAAGGCGUUCACAGAGAACGGUAACCUAACGAGACACAGACGGAUCCACACCGGGGAGAAGGUGCGUCAGUGUGAGCAGUGUGGCGCCGAGUUUAACCAGCUGUCCGACUACACCAGACACAUUCAGUCACACAACGGAGUGAAGCCGCACCGGUGCCAGGUGUGCUCGUCCCGGUUCGUCAAACAGGCGAACCUCACCACACACAUGCGGACUCACACGGGGGAGCGGCCGUACGGGUGCUCCUUCUGCCCGGCACGGUUCGCGGAUCAGUCGGUCAUGAGGAGACACGUCACCGCCCGGCACACACACGACUACCGACACAGGUGUGAGCGGUGUGGUAAGGGAUUUGUUAGACUCAAUGAAAUGAGGAAACACAGUGAGAGGUGCACGGUGACCAGCUGAUGUGUGUGUAGCUGUGCUGGCGGGGUGGUUGUUACCACAGUGUAUAUAAAUUCAGUGGCGGCAAAUGCGCUUGGUCACGUGACCAAAUCUGCACGUGCGGUUGUGGCGAGGGCACUUCCCGAAACUCUGGUGCCAACGGCCUCGCGGCGCCCAUAGAGAAUACAUGGGGCCUUUUCUUUUCAGACCUAUCGUGUCCAAACCAAGCCAUUUAGUGCAAGGAUACGACUGGUUUGAGAUUCAGUCGUCUUUUGGCUAUAAGUCGGCAUAAGAAACGUAUUUUUAUCGGCAAAAUUCGCUAAGUACCAGGUGGUUUUCCGAUACGCUGCACGCCUCCUAACCCCCGGCGGCCGACCGGAGGAGUCAGUAGCGCUCCACUUACGACUUUUGGCGAUAGCUCAAAACACCUUACAGCUAGAGGGCUGCUAUCUGGCACACCUUAUCUUUGCUUCCAUACGCAUCUUUGGAAACCAAUUGCAUUUCCGUCUCAGGUCAGAUCACUGACUUAUGACGUCACACGUGAACCUCUGCAAUAGUCCCAAAAUACCGAAACUUCGCAAUGCCCUCGGUGCCAGAGGAGCUGUCACAGCGAGAUGAUACUUACAGGACCUAGUAUCCUCUAGAAGUCACAAAACUUGUAUAUCUCGGAUUUUUCCUAGAGGUCACAUGAGGUCAGGCCGAUCGCGUGACGUCACCAUUACAAGUCAAUGGGGAAAAUAUGGAAACUAUAAUUUUGACGCCGAGAAUGAUCUAAACCUAGCUCAAGCACAUGGAAUCUCGCAAUUUCAUGCACUUCUUGCAAUGCCCAAUGCUUCACUUUUGCAUAUUUAACCUAGCGUGACGUCAUAGGUCACAAGUUUUUUCGUCAAUAACUCCUGAUAAAAUUGAAUUGGCAAGUCGGAAAAGUCACCGUUGGACUCGCGAAGACCUACCGAAUCGAAUGAUAUACGAUAUAACCUCCUCCGACCAACUUCGUGAUCUGAGUGCCUCUGACCUGACUUUGACUCGAUGUGAACACCUUAUGUUGACCCCACCCAAACAAAAAAAAAAAAA